Messenger RNA from Arachis ipaensis, 1444 nucleotides. RefSeq names its product putative aldo-keto reductase 1. The record is from RefSeq and is a predicted model, not a curated record. Lineage: Eukaryota; Viridiplantae; Streptophyta; Magnoliopsida; Fabales; Fabaceae. Gene Ontology annotation, cellular component: cytoplasm.
AACCUUUCGUUGGGAAGAUAUUUGUCCAUACACGACCAUAUGCAUUCAUCCAUCCAUCCAUCCUCGAUCAUUACGUACACUGUACAGUUGCAAACUUGCAAUUUACGACUGAGGAGUGAAGCAGCAUAAUAAUGGCAGAAGCAGGGAGUGAGAGCGUUUCCAUUCCUCGCGUGAACCUUGGUUCCCAAGGCCUUCAAGUUUCAAAGUUGGGGUUUGGGUGUAUGGGGCUCACUGGAGCUUACAACGAUCCUCUCCCCGAACAAGAAGCCAUAUCAGUUAUUAAGCAUGCUUUCAGUAAAGGCAUCACUUUUUUCGAUACUGCUGAUGUCUAUGGUUCUAAGCAUGCUAACGAACUCUUGCUCGCCAAGGCUUUGAAGCAAUUGCCUAGGGACAACAUACAGCUAGCAACAAAAUUUGGCAUGUCAAGAGGCAUCUCUGGUUUGCAGAUCAAGGGUACACCAGACUAUGUGCGCUCAUGUUGUGAAGCUAGCUUGAAACGUCUUGAUGUUCAAUACAUUGAUCUCUAUUAUCAACAUAGAGUUGACACAUCGGUGCCUAUAGAACAAACAAUGGGUGAACUUAAGAAACUGGUUGAGGAGGGGAAAGUGAAGUAUAUAGGGUUAUCUGAAGCCAGCCCUGAUACUAUAAGGAGAGCGCAUGCUGUUCAUCCUAUUACCGCAGUUCAGUUAGAGUGGUCUCUUUGGACUCGAGACAUCGAGGACGAAGUAAUCCCUCUUUGCAGGGAACUUGGUAUUGGAAUUGUGCCAUAUAGCCCUCUUGGUCGUGGCUUUUUUGGCGGCAAGGGAGUUGUGGAAACUGUGCCUUCUGUUAGCUCCUUGAGCGGUCAUCCUCGGUAUCAAGCAGAGAACAUGGAGAAGAACAAGAGGAUAUAUGAGAGAAUAGAAAGCCUUGCAAAGAAGCAUGAGUGCACCACUCCUCAAUUGGCAUUAGCAUGGGUACUCCAACAAGGCAAUGAUGUUGUGCCUAUUCCUGGAACUACUAAAAUCAAGAACCUGGAUCAAAACAUAGGUGCCUUGUCAGUGAAACUUAGUGAAAAGGACCUAAGGGAAAUUUCGGAAGCAGUUCCAAUUGAUGAUGUGGCAGGAAUCAGGCACUACAAUGAAAGGCAUGCUAAAUUUUCUUGGAAAUCUGCUAACACACCUGCAAAUGAUUCAAGUGUCUCAACUGUACCUAGAGUAGGGAACACUAAAUUAUGAAUAAGGGUAAUUUUACAUCUAUCAAUACAUGAUCCAGAUGUAUAACACUGUUUUAUUGGAAAAUGUUGGAAUCUAACUUCCUUAAAAAUAUAGAAAGAUAUUAGUCCAAGUCUAUUCUAGUUGAUUGGCUAGGUAGAUACUACAUGAUGUCUCAGUUUUAUGUGUAAUACAGGUUUUUGAUGUAACAACUAUGUAUAAUAAUAUGGCUUUCCUUUAUUAUCCAUUCA